AUGGGCCCCUGUACCGCCUCCCCAUGCUGCUGCCAGGCCCGUAAUCUGCCAUGGGCCCCCGUACCGACUCCUCAUGCUGCUGCCAGGCCCGUAAUCUGCCAUGGGCCCCUGUACCGCCUCCUCAUGCUGCUGCCAGGUCCAGAGUGUGUCAUGGGUGCCUGUACGGCCUCCCAUUGCUGCUGUCUCUAUCGCCACACUCUGCCAUGUGCCACUUUCAGGUCUCCUCACACUGCUGGUGGUUUCCAUUUUUGUCAUAGGGUGCUGUAUGGCCUCCCAUUGCUGCUGCCUCCACCGCCACACUGUGGCUCCACACUCUGGUUUUGGCCCCGUGACUGCCCAAAUGAGUGAAGUGUGCGGUGAUUCUAAGAUCGACGGCACUCAUCUGCAUGUCAUACUGACUGACAGUAUUAUUUCUCUUCCCCAGCAGACUCCAAGGGCAUUUAAAUUAAAGGUACAGUGUUCAGCACUAAUAUUA
Staurois parvus is the source of this 475-nucleotide messenger RNA. The record is from the annotation of a GenBank genome assembly. Lineage: Eukaryota; Metazoa; Chordata; Amphibia; Anura; Ranidae.